This is a messenger RNA of Chenopodium quinoa (quinoa), 793 nucleotides long. RefSeq lists its product as uncharacterized. The coding region runs from base 143 to 793 and encodes 216 amino acids. The transcript is spliced from 3 exons. NCBI's taxonomy places the organism in Eukaryota, Viridiplantae, Streptophyta, Magnoliopsida, Caryophyllales, Amaranthaceae. The record is from RefSeq and is a predicted model, not a curated record.
AGCAGUUUGGGGAAAGAGGAGGAACCACAGGACGGCGGUAAAAACCAUUCGCUUUUUUUGUUCUUCCAUUUAGAUAUAUUUGUGUUAUUUUUCUAACUCUCUUUCCUUCUCAGUCCCUGUGUAGAGGCCGAUUGUAAUCCAGAUGGCCAAGUCCAUGCUGAGGGCGGUUGAUCCUGACGACAAAGCGUCUGUCAGAGGGGUCGACACUCUGGACUUGGAUGGCAUCUUGGGGAACCUCUGCGAGGCCAUGCUGCGCGUCCAAGGGCUCAGGCAACCCCUCAAGGACAAGUCCAAAGAGGUAACAGCCGCUAAAGCUCGGGCCGAGUCCGCCUUGGAUCGAGCUCAAUUUGAUAUUGCUCAAAAUGAGCUUCUGACGCUUGAUAUGAUGUAUUCGCAGGCGGAAGCCAAUAUGCAGGUGAGGAAGGACCUGAACUCGGCCCGCCUGCACAUCACUUCCCUUAAGAAAGAAAUCACAAGUCUUAAGGAGAAGCUCGAGCCUCUUCAGGAUGCCAAGGAAGAGGCCGAGAGAGCCAAGCAAAGGCCGGACUCGGACUAUCAGACUUGGAAAUCCAAGUUUGAUGAAGCCAGCAAAGCAUUUGACGCUCGCCUUCUUAACGAGGCUGAGAAUGAAGCUAGGGCUGCUGCUGAGGCCGAGGAAAUUUCUGGGUCCGACUCUUCUGGGGAGUCGUCCUCUGGUGAAGAGGAGGAAGAUCAGGUGGAGGAGCGAGAGAAAAAUGAUGAAGAGAAGCCGAAGGGCAAUAGGCCGGCUGCCAAUGAAGAGACUCUCCCCUGA